AUGUUUCCAGCUCAGAAUUCGAUUCAACGAGCUAGUUCUUCUAAACCUCGAUUAUCUACACCAUCCUUUCAAAUCUCUGAAGCUGAAGAUGAUGAAGAUGAGAGUGAUGAAGAUUUACCCGGUUCUUUUCAAUUAAAUCUUUCUGAAAUAGAUAGUUUACCUCCUCCUACCUCUACUGUUGUUAAACCUCCUGUAUUACGUAAAAAAGUUAAGCUUCAACCUGGUUUUAGUCAAUUAGAUUGGGCAAAGUUAAAAUCAAGUGGAAAGAAUUUAAGGGUUAAUGGAAUCUUUUCUAUUCGUAGGAUCAGUAGAGAUGAACUUGCAAAACAUAAUAAAAAAGAUGAUGCAUGGUCAAGUUUUCAUGGAAAAGUUUAUAACAUUACACCUUAUUUGAAUUAUCAUCCCGGAGGUGUGCCUGAAUUAAUGAGAGUAGCAGGUAAAGAUGGAACCGAAUUGUUUAUGAAAACUCAUGCUUGGAUUAAUGCGGAUGGAAUGAUGGAUUGUUGUUUGAUUGGAUUUUUAGUCAAUUGAGGUCUUCGAUGUUCGUUUUGUUUCGUGGGCCUUUUAAAGUCUUUAUUGGUUUCGUUCUGUAGCUCAAUUUACCCUUUAUUGGACCUUUUUCCACUUUAUACAAGCUUGUAACGUCAGAUUAAACAGCAUUCGAUUUUGUUCAUUGUAAAUAAUCACAUUUACAUCUGGAUUGCCAGACAUUCGUUCAUUGCUU
Melampsora larici-populina 98AG31 is the source of this 724-nucleotide messenger RNA. RefSeq lists its product as uncharacterized. Lineage: Eukaryota; Fungi; Basidiomycota; Pucciniomycetes; Pucciniales; Melampsoraceae. Gene Ontology annotation, molecular function: heme binding. The record is from RefSeq and is a predicted model, not a curated record. The coding region runs from base 1 to 531 and encodes 176 amino acids. The transcript is spliced from 2 exons.